CGGACCAUGAACAGAGUCUCUUCGCAUAUGGCGGGAGCUGAAGAUGGCCGCAUGCCUUCAUGGCCGGCAGUGGACGCUGAAAGUGAACAGCUAGAUAUCCGAUUUUUACCAGCGGCGGCAAACAACCCUGGAUAUUCGCUGCAGACAACUAUUCACCAGAAUCCGACAUUGAUGCAGUCUAACUUGUUGGCACCACCAACAUUGCCUUUGCAAGCGAACGAGACAUCACCCCUAAUCCUAACAGCUCUCAUGGCCAAUCACCACCCUUUGGAUACUGUAAAGGCGGUUUUGAAGGUCAACGGCCGUUUGACCGAAAUGGCUGCAAAGUGGAGUGAAGAAGAGUGGGCCAAUCAUCGUCGAAUUGUCCAGUUCAAAAGAUCCCGACAGGAUGGAGUCUUGAGUGUGGAAUUCAAAUCCAUUGCGGUACAUGAGAGACUAGCUAAUAGCAUCUGCAUCUCAUGCAUCCGGUGGGCUGAUAAAUCUGAUUGCUAUUUUACGUCGGUCGAUAUUAUGCAUCUACUUGAGCAGCUUAUUGCAGCACCUAACCGCUUUGCUGUUGAGGAGAAGAACCGCAUCCGCAGUUAUUUAGAGGGCUUUCACCCUGUAACGAUCUCGAAGACAAGGCCAAAUGACUCAGAAUUUUUCAAAAUGGUUAUGGCCUUUGGUCAUCCUAUACCCAGAAACAUGAAAAAGAAUUUUAAGGUGUUCCCCUGGCCUGUUCUCGAGCCCAUGCUCAAAAAGAUCAUCAGCAAGUAUAGCGUCAUGCCGCCCGAGUCAUCUGAUCACAACACGGGUUUGGCAUUGCCGUUAUUAACUUUGGCAUACAAUAAUGCUUUGAGAGUUUCAAGAUACGCUGGAAAACUCCCUCCGCGUAAAGGAGGAGGUAAUUCCGAAGGCAACCAAGCUACUUCCUCCAAGUUGCCAAGGAUUAGCCAUGAUACUUUAUUUUAUAUUGUGAAGGAUUUGAAUGCGGAUGAAGCUGUUCGAGAGAGACUUUUAGGGGUUUUUCCGGACUUGCUUGGGGCUUUUGCGCUCAAAAUUGGCUACAAUAUGCCGGCUCGUGCGGACUGCGACGCCGCGUAUUUUAUCCAGAAGUAUCGUCAGGAAGUUAAUAAGUUGCAAGACUAA
Messenger RNA from Trichoderma asperellum CBS 433.97, 1128 nucleotides. Lineage: Eukaryota; Fungi; Ascomycota; Sordariomycetes; Hypocreales; Hypocreaceae. The record is from RefSeq and is a predicted model, not a curated record.